This is a messenger RNA of Gadus macrocephalus (Pacific cod), 852 nucleotides long. It is a transcript of the gene tmt1a.1, whose product is annotated as thiol methyltransferase 1A, tandem duplicate 1. Gene Ontology annotation, molecular function: S-adenosylmethionine-dependent methyltransferase activity. Lineage: Eukaryota; Metazoa; Chordata; Actinopteri; Gadiformes; Gadidae. The transcript is spliced from 2 exons. Bases 51 to 779 code for a protein of 242 amino acids. The record is from RefSeq and is a predicted model, not a curated record.
AACCGGAUGUUCCACCCCUGACAGCCUCUCCCCCUCAGCAGAGCGUCAACAUGGAGCUGCUUAUGAACUUUCUUACCUUGUUCUUUAAGGUGUUGACGUUGCCCCUCCAACUGAUCGAAGCAGUUGGUCUCUACCAAUGGUACAAAGGCUUCUUCGCGUUGCUCAUGUCCAAAAUUAGCGUUUCGUACAAUGCGAAAAUGGAUGACAAAAAGAGGGACCUGUUCAGCAACCUUCCGGACUUCAAGAAGCCCUCCGAGCCGCUAACCGUCCUGGAGAUAGGCUGCGGGACCGGGACCAACUUCAAAUACUACCCACCUGGCUGCAAAGUCAUCUGCACCGAUCCCAACAGACACUUCAAGAAAUACCUGGAGAAGGGUAUGAGCGAGAACACCCACCUGUCUUUCGAGAGGUUCUUGGUGGCGGCCGGGGAGGACAUGGGGUCGAUUGAGGACGAGGCUGUUGACGUCGUUGUGGCCACCCUGGUGCUGUGCUCUGUGCGGGACAUGACCCGCACCAUUCAGGAGGCCCACCGCAUGCUCAGGCCCGGGGGAGCCCUCUUCUUCAUGGAGCACGUGGUCGCAGAGCGCUCCUCCUGGACCUACUUCUUCCAGCACGUUCUCCAGCCCAUGUGGUACUACUUUGGCGAUGGCUGUGAGCUGACCCGGUCGACCUGGAACGACCUGGAGGCCGCUGGGUUCUCCGAGCUCAAACUGAAGCGCAUCGAGGCUCCCCUCAACUUCCUGAUCAAGCCACACAUCGUGGGCUACGCCGUCAAGUAGAUUUUGCCUGAUAUCCAAGUCACAACACUGAGAGAAUGACCGACCGUUCCACUUAAAGGUGUAGGGUUUUGUG